Messenger RNA from Sclerotinia trifoliorum, 3412 nucleotides. Lineage: Eukaryota; Fungi; Ascomycota; Leotiomycetes; Helotiales; Sclerotiniaceae. The record is from the annotation of a GenBank genome assembly.
AUUGAAAGUAAUUGGUGUCAUCCUCUGCAUGUGUGUCAAGGAUACCAUGAAAAUUUCUUUCUAGUUUCCCACCGUUGUCGGUGGAGUCUUCCCUGAAGCUUCUUGGAGGCCCUCCGGAAUUUCUCGCCGUUUUGCUCCCCGUUCUAGAAAUGGCUUGCCGUUGACUCAAAAGGACAAGAGCCUUUCUACACCAUCGUCAAUUUUUGACCUGCGAGUCCACCUGAUACAUGCUUAGUUCUUUUGUCAAUGCAAUCAAUCCUUCAAGCGCUGCAUCUUGACAUGGAAAAUUCCAUGUUUGAUCAAAAGGACUAAGAAGAAUUGGGACUAGCAUAAUUCCUUCAACACGUAUUGAUUUUCUCACAUUGACUUCGUUUUUCGGCCAUACCAGGCCCCUUUCAAAGGCAACGGUAGCUUUCUUUGGGAUUAUUACACAUGUUUAUGAUGAUCAGCAUCAUAGUUUGAUCAUAUCCUUGUCUGCAUCCACCUUAUAUUGAAGUUCCUUCAACCCUUCAACAUAUAAAUAUGUUGCUCAUCCGCUCUCUUCCUCUCCAAUCUCGCUCCAUCACCUCCAGGAAACUCUUCUUCUUUACCUACAAUCAUAUUGCUCUCUCAUCCACAGCUACUCGUUAUCGAAGCACCUCUUCAACUAGAAACACACAGAAACCCGCCCCGCCUACACCACAACAGAAGUCAAAGAUGGCGUCCACUGAUGUUCUUUCCCACACGCUCUCCUCCAUCACGUCCAUUAAACUCGAAGAGAUUUCAAGCCAGAGAUCCGCAUUCGAGAAAGGUAAGGCAGACCUUCUCCAAGCCGUGUCGAAUGAGCCCAAGCAAAGCGAGAAACUCCGCAUCUUGCUGGAUCAAAUUGAGGAACUUGCUUCUAUGGGCAAGCUCAAAGAUAAAAAAUCUAUCUCUUUGUCCAACAUUCGUAUUUUCCUUCAACAAGCUCAACAUGACCCAUCGGUUUCGGAAGACCUUCUCAAGGAUUGGCAAGAAAAGCUCGAGAAGGAGCUUGACAUUCAUUCGUUGAAGUAUGAGUAUGCCUCGCUGUAUGGUCGACUUGUCAAUGAAUGGCUCUCAGCCUCAGAAGAUAAUGCCGCGUCUGAUAGCAGCUUUGAGAGCGUCGGCCGAAAGGAGAUGCACGAGCAGCGGCAGAAGUGGGAGGAGUUUGUGUUUGAGCCUCUAGAAACUGAUCCCGCUGCCAUUGAGUCAUACCUCACCAAGCUCUUCACCUCGACGGAUGACAUUAAAAACGCUUGGCAUGGGCUGCGAUACCAGACCACAGUUUUCGAAAAAGAAAUGGAGAAUCAAACGCACUUCGACGAGGACUCCCUAAGAUGGGUAAUCAACGGCCUCCUCCGUAGCGAUCUUCUCACCGACGAAAAACGCGCCAUUCUCAAGGACUUUCAAAGCAAAAAGGUCGUCCUCGCUGAAGUCGCCGACGUCCUAAAUAUGCGUAUGUCUUCGCUCGACAAGUGGAAAUGGGCCUCGGAAGGUACACCUGUGGAACAACGGCGCCAAAUCAACGGCCGCUACCGUUUUUACCACGACGAAGAUCUUCUACAAACUAUUCUCCUCCGUUACAUUGGCGUGAAAUGGUCCGUAUUUUUCAAGCAAACGCUUACCAGGUUCAAAAACUCCUCCAAUGUCUGGGCUAGCUUAUCCCCACAAGUUCCAAAAGCAGAUAAACUCAAGCGCAAGUACUUCCUUGGCCAGUCUCACGACCGUCCCGGAAACGUCGAAGCUACCAGGGAAGAACACUUCAAUUCUGAUAUCUUCCUCGAGCAGCUCCAACAUUCUCCGGAAGAACAACGAGGCGGCUACUCCGACGACGAUGCAGAAAAUGCAAAGGAUACACGUAGAUCCCCUACAAAAAUCACUCAAUCAGUGCUCCACACUCUGGCCACCGAAAUCAUCAUGCAAACUCGUUUCCGCAGCCCCCUGACUGUCGUCCGUUCCGAUUUCACCUGGUUUGGUCCUUCUCUCCCUCACACGAGUAUGUUCUCGGUGCUAUCCCAUUUCGGCGUUUCCACUAAAUGGUUAUCAUUUUUCCGCCGCGCUCUUGAAGCGCCCAUGGUCUUUCCCUCCGAUGGACCAUCCGCUCCUGUUCGCAUUCGCAAGCGUGGAACUCCGAUCAGUGGCCCGCUAAGUGAUAUGCUCGGCGAAACUGUCCUCUUCUGUCUUGAUUUUGCUAUGAACAAUCGGACUAAUGGCGCACGUUUAUACCGUCUACACGACGAUAUAUGGUUCUGGGGCAGCUCCCCUGUUUGCGUAUCUGGCUGGCAAGUUAUGCAAGAAUUUGCCUCUCUCAUGGGACUCUCCUUCAACGCGGAUAAGACAGGUUCCUGCACCGUAACUCGCCAUCCUACCAUCAUCACCCCACCUCCUUCGUCGCUACCGCAAGGACUUGUUCGUUGGAGCUUCCUGUAUUUAGACCCUCUCACUGGACGAUUUUUGAUUGAUCAAAAACUAGUCGACAACCACGUCAAGGAACUAAGCCUUCAAUUAAAAGCCUGCAAAUCCAUAUUCGAUUGGAUUCAAGCCUGGAACAUCUACGGUUCUCGAUUCUUCUCCACGAAUUUUGGCCGACCAGCCCACUGUUUCGGACUCGCUCACGUCGACGAUAUGCUCACCACUUUUUCGCGAAUCCAAACCCAACUCUUUUCCGAAACCGGUGGUUCCGUCACUUCCACUCUCAAGUCUAUGCUCCAUUCCCGCUUCGGCGUCGAAAACAUCCCAGAGGGUUACCUCUAUUUCCCCAUGUCCAUGGGAGGUCUCGAUCUCAAAUCUCCUUUCGUACCGCUCUAUCUGAUCCGCGACCAGGUCAGGAAAAAUCCAGAUGAAGCUAUGGAUAUAUUUUUUCUGAAAGAGCGAGCUGACUACGAAGCCGCGAAAAAGGUAUACGAAAAUGGUGAUUCUGUGCUUACACGUAAUGGAGUUAAACACGAUCCGGCUCUUGAAAGCGUCGGCUUUCCAUCAUUUGAAGAAUAUACAAAGUAUAGAGAACGCACGUCAAGCCGUUUGCAUGCUGCGUAUGAUGUUUUGAAGUCUGAGCCGGAGGAAUGUCGGGUUGAUGUUACGGUAGGGAGAGAAGUGUUUGAGAGACAGCGGGAGAAAAUGUCGGAAUAUCAGAAGUGGAUUGUGCAGUUGUAUGGAUUGGAUAUGGAGGAGAGGUUUGGUGGCUUGAAUGUUGUGGAAAAGGGAUUGCUUCCUACGGGGAUGGUGGGGAUGUUUAGGGAGAGUAGGUUUAAGUGGCAGGGAUGAGGACGGGGAUGAGGAUGGAGGAUGGUGGUUGUGUCGUUGCGUAAAUAAGGACACGCCUUCAUGCUGAUAAAUACCACAGUUUGUAGUAGAAAGAUAAACAAUAAUAACUCUCCACUAAACAAUAAAUGCUAAGCUUACAUUUACUUCA